Macrosteles quadrilineatus (aster leafhopper) is the source of this 2279-nucleotide messenger RNA. RefSeq names its product probable cytosolic iron-sulfur protein assembly protein Ciao1 (gene Ciao1). Gene Ontology annotation, biological process: iron-sulfur cluster assembly. The transcript is spliced from 2 exons. Gene Ontology annotation, cellular component: cytosolic [4Fe-4S] assembly targeting complex; mitochondrion; cytoplasm. The record is from RefSeq and is a predicted model, not a curated record. Gene Ontology annotation, molecular function: protein binding. The coding region runs from base 202 to 1209 and encodes 335 amino acids. Lineage: Eukaryota; Metazoa; Arthropoda; Insecta; Hemiptera; Cicadellidae.
AGAGGGAAGACUCGGAAGUCGAGUCGGUCGGAACUAUUUCCCUAAAAAUAGUGUUUAGUCAGUUUCAGUGGAAUUUGAUUGAAGUGAGUUUAUUUUUAUGUUUAUUAUUAUUAUUCAAUUUUAUUGUUAAAAUAAUAACUAAGUAAAAACUGUAGCAUCAACGAGCAUUUAUUUACACAUAACGUUUGGAAAAUCUCAGAUAUGGGCCGGUUGGAAUUAGUUGAGAUUUUGACGGGCCACACAGGUCGAGUUUGGAAUGUGAGUUGGCAUCCGAGUGGAACUUUGAUUUCAUCUAGCGGAGAAGAUAAAACCAUCAGACUGUGGGGUCAAGAAGGAAACAGAUGGGCUUUGAAGACGAUUCUGACAGACGGGCAUCAACGAACAAUCAGAGAAUCUGCAUGGUCUCCCUGCGGAAAUUACUUGGCUUCAGCCAGUUUCGAUGCGACAACUGCCAUCUGGGACAAAAAAUCGGGACAAUUUGAAUGCAUUGCGACAUUGGAAGGUCACGAAAACGAAGUGAAAUCAGUUAGUUGGUCUGUCUCCGGACACUUCCUCGCUACAUGUAGCAGGGACAAGUCCGUGUGGAUAUGGGAGGUGGGAGAUGAAGACGAGUACGAAUGUGCCGCUGUUAUCAACGCUCACGCUCAGGACGUCAAGAGAGUAGCAUGGCAUCCACAUGUCGACUGUGUGGCUUCGGCGAGUUAUGACAAUAACGUAAAACUGUUCAAGGAAGAUCCUGCUGAUAACGAUUGGUCCUGCACGGCUACUCUGACUUCUCACGAAUCUACUGUUUGGGGGUUAGCAUUUGAUAAAACCGGAACACGUUUGGCAACUUGCAGCGAUGACAAAACUGUGAAAAUUUGGAAAGAAUAUCUUCCUGGGAAUUCCGAAGGAGUCGUUACUCCAGGCAAUGAGGCAGUGUGGAAAUGUGUGUGUACAUUAACCGGCUACCACAACCGAACUGUGUUUGACAUCUCCUGGUGUCACAAUACCGACCUCAUCGCUACUGCGUGUGCCGAUGAUGCUAUACGAGUGUUUAAAGAAGCAGUUGAUUCAGAUCCUAAUCAGCCUAAUUUCGAGCUGGUAGCUACGAUUCAUUCGGCUCACUCCCAAGACGUGAAUUCCGUUAGGUGGAAUCCAGUUAAGCCGGGAUUGUUGGCAUCUGCAAGUGAUGACAGCACCGUUAAAAUAUGGCACUUUGUUGAUUGAGUUUGAGGCGGGAACUAGUAAGGGUUAUUACUUUAUUGAUUAUAGAAGGUUACAAAGUGUAGGUUUAAGAAUAAUAUGUUCAUUUCAUCAAUAAUUAUUAUAUUUAACACACACUUGGAUAAUACUUUUGAAGUAUCACAAUGUCAACAGUUUUUUUUUCUAAAGAACAAUAUAAGGAUCACCUGUGUAGAUCAUUAAAAUUGGAGUGUUUGUUUAUUUUUAUACACAGUGUUUUUAUAUUUUAAAUAGGAGGUUUUAAAAUCAUAAAUGAACAAUCUCUAUGAAAUCUCUAUUUUUACGAGUGUUUCUUUAAUAUGACUUUUAAUUCCUGUUAAAGAUGUUAAACAUUGUUUUUGUAAAGAUGUAAUCUAGAGCAAUAGGCCUAACUCUGUUUGACCAGCUGUUCAGAAUCAUUAGCGGAAAAACAUAAAAUUGCUAAAAAUAUUGACUUUUUAAAUACAUCUUGGCUAUUAUUUCAGACAAAAGUAUCAUAGGAAAAAAAGACUCUAGUUUAAUCAUAGUAGAGUCUCAAUUAUUCAACUCGAACCAGCUGUGGCAGGGUCGUACUUUACGGAAAACCAAAUCAAAAUCUUAAGAGUUAAGACAAAGGUGGCAAAAGUACCUGUCAUACCCGGUAGGUAUGUCAGAAUACUUGCAAAUACCACACAACGUUUACAGUACUUGAUUGUCAGCAACGAGGUUUUGAUAAUACAAAAGUCGAAUAGCCAAGACUAUAAUCUUAGCCUCCUCUAAUACAAGGCCGCAGCAUUGGUCUGUGGUAACGUCAAACUGGCAUGCCUGUUGCCAUGGUAAUAUCAAGAAAAACAAACAUGUAAAAUAAACACUGCGCAGACACAACAUUACAAAUUAGUAGGGAACAGCUGUUUUGGUAUGUCUUCGGCGUUGGCACGUUUGUCUCGCAGUCAUUUUUUUUAUUAGAGGAGGCUAUGGUAUAAUUUUUAAUUUUUCAAUAACUGGAUAUGCCUAGUUAAUAUAAUGAUUUAUACUAUUGUUUUAGAUGUACCUAUUAAAUAUUUUAUACAAACUGUACAUUUGUUAGUAAAUAAACA